Thrips palmi is the source of this 1188-nucleotide messenger RNA. Its product is annotated as aldo-keto reductase family 1 member B1-like. Gene Ontology annotation, cellular component: cytosol. The record is from RefSeq and is a predicted model, not a curated record. Gene Ontology annotation, molecular function: aldose reductase (NADPH) activity. Lineage: Eukaryota; Metazoa; Arthropoda; Insecta; Thysanoptera; Thripidae. The transcript has 6 exons. The coding region runs from base 90 to 1043 and encodes 317 amino acids.
GCUCUGAUAAAUCCAGUGACUUCGGCGCGGAACUUGGAGUUGAGCAGAGCGUCUGACCGAGCCCCGUCCUCUUCAACAACUCAUCCACCAUGGUCAAGCUGGCACCCACCAUCAAGCUCAACAACGGCCAAGACUUCCCCAUCCUUGGCCUGGGCACCUGGAAGUCCAAGCCCGGCGAAGUCGAGCAGGCCGUCAAGGACGCCAUCGACGCCGGCUACAGGCACAUCGAUGGCGCCUUCAUCUACGGCAACGAGGCGGAGGUCGGCAACGGCAUCCGCGCCAAGAUCGCCGAGGGCGUGGUCAAGAGGGAGGACAUCUUCCUCACCAGCAAGCUGUGGAACACCUUCCACCGGCCGGACCUCGUCGUCGACGCCUGCAAGAAGUCCCUGAAGAACUUCGGCCUGGACUACCUGGACCUCUACCUUAUCCACUGGCCCACCGGCUACGAAGAGGGUGGUGAGCUGUUCCCCCGCGAGGCCGACGGCACCGUGCGCUACAGCGACGUGGACUACGUGGACACCUGGAAGGCGUUGGAGAAGUGCGUGGAGCUGGGCCUGGUCAAGGGCAUCGGCCUCUCCAACUUCAACUCGCAGCAGGUGACCCGCGUGCUCGAGGUCUGCAAGAUCAAGCCCCUGGUGAACCAGGUGGAGUGCCACGCGCACCUCAACCAGGCCAAGCUCAUCAAGUUCUGCAAGGAGCGCGACAUCGUCGUCACCGCCUACAGCCCCCUCGGCUCCCCUGACAGGCCCUGGGCCAAGCCCGGCGACCCCAUGCUCCUGGAGGACCCCAAGAUCAAGGCCAUGGCUGACAAGUACGGCAAGACCACCGCCCAGGUCGUCCUCCGGUACCUGAUCCAGCACGGCACCGUCCCGGUCCCCAAGUCCGUCACCAAGUCCCGCAUCGUCUCCAACUUCCAAGUUUUCGACUUCGAGCUCUCACCCGCUGACGUCGCCGUCAUGGACACCUUCGACUGCAACGGCCGCCUGGUCCCCCUCAACGACGGCAAGAAGCACAAGUACUGGCCCUUCGGCAUCGAGUACUAGGCGGGGAUAGAGACCACCACGAGGAUGCUGCUUUCUCAUCUUGUAAAAAAAAACUAUGCAAAACCUGAUCUCACCAUAACGUGAUGUAUUACGAAACAGAACCAGAAACCUUGUAAGAAAAUAAAGUACUAGAAAACGGGUCGAA